UUUCUCUCAUCUGUCUCUCUUUCUCUGUCUGCUUCCUUAAUAGUACUAUUAUAUUCAUAAUCACAUUUAACAAGACCUUUCUUCUUGAUCAGCCACAAGAAAAUUAAGCUAAGAAAAAGUUUUGGUUUUCGGGGAAAGAAAUUUAAACAAAAGCUUUAAAUGCGAGUUGGUUGAUUUGUUUUUUGUUUUUCUUGUUUAUUUUUUCCUCCAUUCUCUUUUCUCUUAAGCACUAAGCAUACCCAUCCAUCUCUAUCUCCAUCUCUUUUUUUGUGUAUAUAUAAACAUUUUAUAUAUAUAUUGGUCCAUUUAAACCAAAUCUUUAAGAUCAACCAGACCCCAGCCAUAGAAAGCUUUUAUCUUUGUAUAAUUCCCGACCAAGACAAUGGAUUUUAUUGCAUACCCAUCUCUUUUUUCUUCAUCUUCUUCAUCUUCGUUUGGGAAUUUCAUUGAAAGGGUUAGAGAAGCUUGCCAUUUUGCUGUGUCUGCCAUUAUUGGGAACAUCUUCUCUGCGAUCUUCACCUUCUUCUUUGCAUUAGUGGGUACCUUGUUAGGAGCUAUGACUGGAGCUUUGAUAGGCCAAGAGACUGAAAGUGGGUUUGUUAGAGGGGCUGCUGUUGGAGCAAUAUCGGGAGCUGUUUUCUCCAUUGAAGUUUUUGAAUCUUCUCUUGUUCUUUGGCAAUCGGAUGAAUCCGGUAUUGGGUGUGUCCUCUACUUGAUUGACGUCAUAGCUAGCCUUCUAAGUGGGAGACUUGUUCGCGAAAGGAUUGGUCCGGCCAUGUUAAGUGCAGUGCAAAGUCAGAUGGGUGCUGUUGAAGCAAGCUUUGAUGAGAUCCCAAACAUUUUUGACACUGGUGGGGCUAAAGGAUUGCCUGGAGAUUCAGUUGAAAAAAUCCCAAAGAUCAUAAUUACAAGCAAUAACAAUGUAGAUGCUUCUGGAGAGAGAGUCUCUUGCUCAGUGUGCCUUCAGGACUUUCAACUCGGAGAGACGGCUAGGAGCUUGCCUCAUUGCCAUCAUAUAUUUCACCUAGCUUGCAUAGAUAAGUGGCUUCUUAGGCAUGGUUCUUGCCCACUAUGCAGAAGGGAUCUGUGACUUUACUCUUGUAAAUUAUAAACUGAAGAAAAUUUCUUUUAUUAUUUAUACAGUUCUUAACUUUUUAGGGCUUUUGCAUUUUGUUCAAUAUAUGGUUACGUUGUCACUCUUGUAGUUGGAGCCUACCACGAUGUGAGUUGGAUCGUUGUACUUAAUUAGUGAUCAUGUAUAAAAAUUUUGAGUUACAGACA
Quercus robur (English oak) is the source of this 1281-nucleotide messenger RNA. RefSeq names its product NEP1-interacting protein 2-like. NCBI's taxonomy places the organism in Eukaryota, Viridiplantae, Streptophyta, Magnoliopsida, Fagales, Fagaceae. Bases 383 to 1090 code for a protein of 235 amino acids. The transcript is spliced from 5 exons. The record is from RefSeq and is a predicted model, not a curated record.